This is a messenger RNA of Populus trichocarpa (black cottonwood), 1063 nucleotides long. RefSeq names its product zinc-finger homeodomain protein 2. The transcript has a single exon. The coding region runs from base 138 to 935 and encodes 265 amino acids. Gene Ontology annotation, cellular component: nucleus. Gene Ontology annotation, molecular function: transcription cis-regulatory region binding; DNA-binding transcription factor activity. The record is from RefSeq and is a predicted model, not a curated record. Gene Ontology annotation, biological process: regulation of developmental process; regulation of DNA-templated transcription. Lineage: Eukaryota; Viridiplantae; Streptophyta; Magnoliopsida; Malpighiales; Salicaceae.
UUAUUAUUACAAGUCGACAAAAAACCUUCGACAGUUCUCCUAAAUCCAGCAUUCAGCAUGAACUCCAUAAUCCCAUCUCCUUAACCCAACAAAAACACAGACAGAAAGACACUACUGCUACUCUCUCUCUUUCCAAAAUGGACCCGAGUGUUGUACCCUACCAUCAACAGCAGCAGGAGCAGCACAAAUCUGAAACUGACCAUGACCAGGAUAAUAUUGACAUGGUACUCCAAACCAAACCAAUCACCACCAUGAACUCAAACUCCAAAACAACUAAAGAUCCUUGCAGCAUUAACAUUGUCAAGUACAAAGAGUGCAUGAGAAACCAUGCUGCUUCUAUUGGUGGCCAUGCCAAUGACGGUUGUGGAGAGUUCAUGCCACGUGGUGAUGAAGGCACCCGUGAUUGGCUCACUUGUGCUGCCUGUGGUUGCCACCGCAACUUCCAUAGAAGACAAGGUAGUACCAAAAGACAGCACCAGCAACAACUCCUCCUAUCUCCACCACCACAAACACAACAGUUUCUCUUGUACGGUGCGCCCACUGAUAUAAACAUGAACCGGCCAGUUCAUGAUUUCGUUUCACGUCCUCAUGAGGAUGAUGAUGACGACCUUGAUCAUGAUCGACGCUCAGAGACUCCUGAGAGAGGUGAAGGGAAAGGGUUUAUGGUGAAGAAUGCUGGCAGCAAUAAUAAGAGGCUUAGGACAAAGUUCACGCAGGAGCAAAAGGAGAGAAUGCUGGAGUUUGCUGAAAAGAUAGGGUGGAGAAUACAGAAACAUGAUGAUAUGGCUCUUAAUCAGUUUUGCAAUGAAGUUGGUGUCAAAAGAAAUGUGCUUAAGGUUUGGAUGCAUAAUAACAAGAAUGCCCACCGCCGUAGAGAUGGUGCUCCCCCGGUGUCUGCCGAGGCCCCUCCUCCUCCUCCGCCCGUUGGAGUCUAGUAAUAAUUGAUAAUUAAUCUAGUAAUUAUUAUUGUUCCACUCUGAUCUUCAAUUUCUUUCUUGGCCUCUUUAAAACUUGACAGUAUCUUAAUUACUACCACUACUACUAUCAUAAUUAAUUAGCAUGA